ACCUGAACUUCAGCGUUCGGCGACGGAUCUGCCCUUUUUGAGACGCCUCUUCAUUGGCUGGGAUCGUCUAGAACGCAAGUCAUAACGGUGGAUCCCGAGCGUGAGCAUGAAAGGAUUUCUGACACGUCAGCUCGGGAAAUUGUAAGAGGGUUGCGCUGAUUGAAAGGAAGGCCUUUCUGGAGUUCAUGUAAGUGGUAAUUUGCUGUUUUAAACGGGGGCAGAAGUAGGCAGUCAAGACUACCUAUUCGGAGUGAUGAAGGUCAAACCCACAGUUUGAAGGAAGCUUCGAGACUUUGCCAGGAAGGCUUGAAGAAAGCUCUUGAAGUGCUUUUCAAGGAGCCGAAACGGGAAAGAAACUUGUGCAGGACAGGAUCGGUUUCAAGCACUGACAAUGUUCAGUUGUAGACGCGCUCCUGGAGCAUAGGUGAGACGGGGAUUUGCUAGCAGGUCGAAGUGGUCUCCGAAAGAAUGUGCACAAGAUCAACGAGGAGAAGCAAUUGUGUGGGUACUCGUCGAUUUGAGAUAGAAAAAUCAUGGGAGAUAUAGGAGUCAUUGACGAUUUGUCCCUGGAUCAUCUUCCAGAAUGGACCAACUUGAAUGAGCUUCUGGCGGCAAUUGAGGCGCAGCUAGGAAGACAAGUGCGCGACCAGAUCGAAAACGCACUGGGUCGUGAUCCUGACGAGAUGAUUAACGUGCGGGUGCUUCUGUCAGAUAUUCAGAAUGAAUUGGGCGGCUCUUACUUCGUCGAUCUACUUCAAGAUGAGGAUGGAGAGAGUGGGCUAACCACCCAGGAAUAAACAACUUUUAGAGGAGCUAUUUGUGGCCGAUUGUUUCUUCUGCUGCAGGGUGAUUGCGAAGACAUAAGAUCUCAAGGUAUUAUAACCACUCAACCUUGUAGUUGACUUGUUCCCAACUACUGGCGCAUGUAGAAAGUCGUGAAAUCUUUAUCUUGUUUCACCACAACAGUAAGGAUUUGUACGAUGUUCAAAAUCUCUUAGAGACAAAUCCCUUGGUUUCAAAAGAUUACUCUGAAUCAUUUCAACCAGUUUGGCACAAUAGCUGACGUAAACAUAGAUGCGGAUGCUGCGUUCAGUGCAUGAAAUAAGUCGUUUAAGCCAUUCCACAAGGUCUAGUAGCUCCUUUGAGGUUCUGUUUGACAGACAUUUUGAAAGGUCAAAUGCACCUAUUUACCCUAUUUGUAAUCUGGAAUCAGAACAUGUAAUGGGAAUAGAAACCAGGCAUCUAGCUUACGCGUUGGAAACUCGAUUUAUUAUUAAGUCUUGAAAUUUAUAAAAUGUAUUGUGAAUGCAUUUUUAUCAACUGUUGCCUGCAUCAAGUUUUCAAAAGAACAAGAUGGACAUGAGAUUGUGGUUUAUUAAUUCAUUUACUGUAUAAAAACAUUCAGUUAGAUUCCAUUGUUAAGAUUUUACAAGUGUGUUAUGCUCUCAAAGUUUACAUUCGCUAUCUCAGCUCUUUCUGAAUGGUAAUACUGAAUGGUGGAGACUUCAAGGACCCACUGCAGAGGUGUGAAUUUUCUAGCAAAGUAUGGCGCCCCGUCAAGACGUGUAAUGGUUGUACGAGUUGCUUCGAUGUCAUCACUGGUCUAUUUCUGUUUGCAUACGCUUUAUUCCUCUGUGUUAAUAACGCAAACAAGAUCAAUCAACCCUUAAUGAGUACUUUCUACGAUGUAGCCAAAUAGUUGGAUAGGCAUAGAGAAACAAAAGCAUAGCCGCAUUUUUCCUCCUCCAGAGAGAAAAUGCAGCCAUUUCUUUGAAGAACAUCGGCUGUCUUUCCACAAUUUAAACAGCAUCGACUUCCUCCACUGAUCUUUGCCAACACUACCGCUGCGAGGAACCAUCCACGACAAUUAAAUUUGUAAGUCGGUUGCUACACCUUGCCCAAAAAUAAGUAUAACAAUUGUUUAUCAGCUGGAAAGUUCAACGCAGGUCUCCGGUGACAAAAGUUCAUGAAAGUUACUUCCGGCCGCAAAAGCUUGCGCAGCCAUCGAGCCAGCCUGUCUUUGGAAAUCCCUUCCAUAUGCCAGAUCUUCCAAUUCAGUUGCGCAUGCUUUCACCUGGCAAGCGUACAUUGUCAUGAGAUUCCGUAAGUAGUUUACUGUCAUCUGUUCUUAGAAGCAGGCGAUGUUGAAACUGUGGGUAGCUAUGUGGAGAAAUCACAAAAUCUUCACCAAAAUGUAGAAACAGCUGUUGGAAUCGUCAUUUUAGAACUCACAAGACCAAGAGUGAUGAAGACCUUUAUAUUGAGGCUAUUUUACACGAAUCUCAGUGAAAACACAUGAGGAACCGUAGCUUCGUUGAGGGGCCAGCAAUAGAAUCUCCUCACUUGGCCUCCAACUCGGACGACUGAACGUCCGUCCUUCUGAUGGCACUAAUCAAUCGAUGCGGGCUUGAAUAACGCAAGCCAAGCGCUUUCGUGAAAUUACAUGAGAAGUGCGGGCGAAAUUUUGCCGUUCAUUGCAAUUGCUUCACGUAUUUCAACGAAGAUGGGUUUCGGUGAAGGGCCUUGAUCGGAAAGGUGAGACUGAGGUGACAAACUUAAGAGUUUCAGCGACAUUAGUGCUUGUUACGCAACAUGGGCAUCAACGGGAAGCGCUUCCGCAAGCGUGACACACUAGAAUCAGAGGAUCAGUCUGACGAUGAGGACGAAAUUAGAUCCACAUUAGAGGAGGUGAAGUUUUUGCAAAAGCAGAGGGAACGAAGCAAUGGGGUUGUAGCGAAUCAGCUUGGACAGCCUGCAGGAGGAGCGAAUUCCAAUGUUGCGGAGAAAGGCGAAGGCGAGGGUGAGAACGAAGAGCAAGUGCUGCAAGAUACAUUUGCACAAGAAACUGCUGUGACUAUAGAAGACCCUAACAUGUUGAAGUAUAUUGAGCAGGAGAUGGCAAAGAAGAGGGGAAGGGAGACUAGUGAAGUAGGAGAAGAAGUGAAACCUCCCGAAGUUGAUCUUUACGUGAUACCUGAGCAUCUCAAGGUACGAAAAAGGAAUGGAGAGGAGAGCUCCACACAAUGGACAACUGGAAUUGCUGAAGUACAACUACCUGUAGAGUAUAAGCUCAAAAACAUUGAAGAAACCGAAGCUGCAAAGAAGCAACUACAAGGCAAGCGUCCAUUUGUAGGUCGUGGCCGAUCCCAGUCCAGCAUACCCGCCAGCUACAACGCUGACUACUUCCAACGAGGCCGGGAGUAUGCUGAGAAACUUCGAAGUGAUCAUCCUGAAGGCUACAGAGACAAAGGAAGAGGUGAAGGACGAGGACGAGGACGAGGUGGACCAACUGGUUCUAAAAGCGAGACAUAUGAUGUAAGGAAUAGGAGGCAAGCUGCUACUGAUGAGAUAAUGUUAGAACGUUUUAGGAAGAGGGAAAGAAGAUUGUUGAGAAGGUGACUUGGACUUGCUGUAGCUGUGCCCUGUAGUAAUUCUGGAAAAAUCACCACUUGCAGGAUAGUCUGUUACCUUUCCAUGUUUGAAUGCUUGUUUGACAUGGGUGACAGGAAAUGUUUUCACACAUCUGCCUGGCCCUUUCUGGUCAUUUUAAUUUUGUUACUAUCUAACGUUUGUUUUCACAAUAUUUACACGAACGAGAAGGGCUCAUCCGUUUAUUGCCCAUGGGCAAUGGUUCCUUCUCAUCUUUGUGCAA
Physcomitrium patens is the source of this 3652-nucleotide messenger RNA. The record is from RefSeq and is a predicted model, not a curated record. NCBI's taxonomy places the organism in Eukaryota, Viridiplantae, Streptophyta, Bryopsida, Funariales, Funariaceae.